Molecule: messenger RNA, 1434 nt
Organism: Diuraphis noxia (Russian wheat aphid)
Lineage: Eukaryota; Metazoa; Arthropoda; Insecta; Hemiptera; Aphididae
Product: neuroglobin-like
Molecular function (GO): oxygen binding; heme binding
Source: RefSeq, a predicted model, not a curated record
AAACGGCCACAGUGCUGUGCGAGUGUUGCGGCCGGAUAAACGUGCAGGCGCCAUAGCGGUUGUGUGUGUAUACUGCGCGCGGCACGGUCGGUGUGUCUAUCGAGUUGAUUGCGUCUCUGGACGUGUCGACGAGCACAGUCGUUCGGAUGUCCCCCACAUACAGCUAAAACAAACCAAAUAAUCGCGUGAGCGUGCAGUAUAUAUGUAUUUGUAUAUAAAAUAAAAUAUAUCCAUAACUGCGACGACGGCGAAUUCGGUGGUUUCCUGCAUGUGCUCGACGUCGGGUUCUACAGCCGGUCCUCGACGGGAAAAAGCGUACGGAAAACGACUGCCGGGUGGCAGCGGGUACUCACGUAAAGUCCAGGAAGUGCACCGAUAACACUGCGCUACAGCGGGAGUCCUUGAAAGACCAGCGUGUGGGUAGCGUAAAAUCAGCUGAAGUAGCAGUGCAUCAGGUCAUAGCGGAGGCUCUGGCAACCGUUGUGGUGCUGCAGGUGCAAGUGCAGGUGCUAAAAACAUUCAAGUCACAAUAGUCGUCGUCGUCGCGUAAGAGCGGCUCGCGUCCGCGUGACAAGAGACCCGGAGAGGGCUGUUGUUGCGCGCGGAUGGGCUGCGAUCUGGGCAAACUGGCCAGCUCGGCCACGUCCGGCGACGACCGCGGCGGCAAGCACAAGGACGUGCUGCAAGAACCACCAAGCCCAGGCCCCCCGGAYCCCAGGCUCCCGCUGACGGCAAAGCAGAAAUACAGCAUGAUCGCAUCGUGGAAGGGCAUAUCCAGGGCAAUGGAACCCACUGGGGUAUACAUGUUCAUCAAGCUUUUCGAAGAACACCAAGAACUUCUCCAAUUAUUCACCAAAUUUGGCGAACUAAAAACCAGGGACGCACAAGCCAACAGUAUGGAGCUAGCCGAACACGCUAACAAAGUGAUGACUACACUAGACGAAGGCAUUAAAGAACUGGACGACCUUGACAACUUCUUCCAGUACCUAACCCAAGUGGGCGCUACACACAAGACCAUACCAGGCUUCAACCCGGACUAUUUUUGGAAAAUCGAAGUGCCAUUUUUGGAAGCAGUAAAAACUACAUUAGGUGAUCGGUUUACAGAAAACAUCGAAACUAUAUAUAAAAUCACCAUUAAACUCAUAAUUGAGACAUUAGUCAAAGGAUAUACAGAAGCCCCUGGGCCAUGAAAAAAGAACCACACAGGAGCUUAAUGAAAUCGUAAAUUUCAUAUCAUUUCAAAUGUUCAGAUGAUCGAAAAUAAUAAUAUUAUAUUCCAUUGUCAAACAAUAUGUUUUAAUAUGUCAUUUUGAAAUUAAAUUUAAAAAACAAUAAAUGAUAAGCUCAAAUUUAUUAACUGAGCGCAAUUUGUAUUAAUGUCAUAAUGUCAAUUUGAUUAUCAACGUGUACCUAUACAUAUAACGAAAUCAUAUU